AUGGCCCAGGCUAUCCCCGCCAUCAACACGGCGGAGGGGGUGCUGGCUCUGCUGGCGGAGGACGAUGAUGCCCUGAAGGUGUACGCCCUGCAGCAGAUCAACGCCAGCAUCCACCAGUUUUGGCACCAGGCCUCGGGCUCCAUCGCCACCAUCGAGGCCCUGUUUGAGGACGAGGAAUUUAGCCACCGGGAGCUCGCGGCCUUAGUCGCCUCCAAGGCACGGCGCCUUAUCUUCUACUACCUGGGCGACCUGCAGGAGGCGCAGGCCUACGCGCUGGGCGCCGGCGCGCUCUUUGACGUCGACUCCCCCUCAGCCUUCGAGCGCACCAUCCUGGACUCCUGCCUGGACGCGUACGUGGCGGCGCGCGCAGGUCUGGCCGGCGACGAGCCCGGCGAUGCGCCCGCCUCGCUGGACCCGCGCCUCGCCGCGACCGUGCAGCGCGUGCUGGACCGAUGCCUGGCCGACGGCCAGCACGAGCAGGCGGUGGGCAUCGCGUUGGAGGCGCGGCGCCUGGACGUGCUGGCCGCUGCCGUGCUGGCGGCGGCCGACCCACCCACGCUGCUGGCGCACGCGCUGGACGCCGGGGCGCGCACGGUGGUGGAGCGCGGCUUCCGGCGCCGCGCGCUGGCCACGCUGGCGCUGCUGGCGUACCACAUUGGCUUCGACCUGGUGGAUGCCCAGCUGCACGAGUUCACGCGGGACGCGCGGGAGGGGGAGGGGGACGCGGCCGAAGAGGCGGGCCUGGAGACGCCGCUGCUGGGCGAGGACGGCAAGACUGACGCCGGCGGCGCCACCCCCGCCCCCGAGCUGGCCCCGGAGCUGGACGCUUUCCUGCGCAUCCUGUCCGGGUCGGUGAGUGUGGAGCUGGAGCGCCAGUUCCUGGCGCGGGCGUGCCACGCGGACCUCCAGAUCCUGAAGAACAUCAAGGCGGGGGUGGAGGCCAGGAACAGCGUGUGCCACUCGGCGACGGUGUGGGCCAAUGCCAUCAUGCAUGCCGGCACGGGCGUGGACGCCUUCCUGCGCACCAACCUGGAGUGGCUGGCCAAGGCCACCAACUGGGCCAAGUUUGGCGCCACGGCGGGCCUGGGCGUCAUCCAGCGCGGCAGCGUGGCCGACGGGCGCUCGCGCUCGCUGCUCUCGCCCUACCUCCCCGCCGCGCCGGGCAGCUCCACGGGGUCGCCCUACUCCGAGGGCGGCGCGCUCUACGCGCUGGGCCUCAUCCACGUCAACAGCGGCGCGGGGGCGGCGCAGCUGCUCACCGACUCCCUCCGCGCCACGCAGCACGAGGUCAUCCAGCACGGCGCGUGCCUGGGCCUGGGCAUCGCCUGCCUGGGCUCCGAGAACGCCGAGGCCUUUGAGGACGUGAAGAACGUGCUGUACACGGACAGCGCCGUGGCCGGCGAGGCGGCCGGGUAUGCACUGGGCCUGCUGUGCGCCGGGUCCGGGCGGGAGGAGCGUAGCGACGAGAUGCUGGCUUACGCCCACGACACCCAGCACGAGAAGAUCGUGCGCGCCCUCGCCGUCGGCGUCGCCUUUGUGCACUACGGGCGGGAGGAGGCGGCCGACGGCGUCAUCGACGCCAUGCUCCAGGAUCAGGACGCCAUCAUCCGCUACGGCGGCCAGUUUGCCAUGGGCAUGGCCUACCGCGGCACGCGCAACAACGCUGCCAUCCAGAAGCUGCUGCACCACGCGGUCACCGACGUGUCGUACGACGUGCGGCGCGCGGCCGUCAUGAACCUCGGCUUCGUCCUGCUGUCCGCGCCGGAGCAGUGCCCGCGCCUGGUGGCGCUGCUGGCGGCCAGCUACAACCCGCACGUCAGGUACGGCUCGGCCAUGGCGGUGGGCAUCGCCUGCGCGGGCACGGGGUCGAAGGAGGCGGUGGCCCUGCUGGAGCCCAUGCUCACCGACCCCACCGACUUUGGCGCACUCAUCGCGCUGGCCAUGGUGCUCAUGGAACAGCCGGCCUCCAAGACCGAGACCCUGCGCGCUAAGAUCGACAAGCUGCAUGGGAACAAGGGCGUGGAGAUCAUGGUGCGCAUGGGCGCCAUCAUGGCCGCCGGCAUCCUGGACGCGGGCGGCCGCAACGCGACCCUGGGCCUGCAGUCGCGCACGGGACCGUACCGCCGCACUGCGGUGGUGGGCCUGGCCCUGUUCCUGCAGUACUGGUACUGGCACCCGCUGGCGUACAGCCUGUCCCUGGCGCUGCAGCCCACCGCCAUCAUCGGCGUGGAUGCCAGCCUGCGUGCCCCCGCCGACUUCAAGGUGAUCAGCCGAUGCAAGCCCUCGCUGUUCGCCUACCCACCCCCCGUCGCCAUGGAGGACAAGCGCAGCAAGGAGAAGGUCCCAACCGCCGUGCUUUCCACGACGGUGCGCUCCAAGGCCCGUGCGGCCGCCAAGAAGGAGGAGCAGGGCAAGGAGAUGGGGGCCCUGCCCUCCAGUUACGUGCUGAGCAACCCGGCGCGCGUGGUGCCUGCACAGCGCCGCUUCGUGGCCUUCGAGCGGGACCAGCGCUGGCAGCCGGUCAAGGCCGUGACGGGAGAUUCCACGGCGUUCACGCACUCGGGGGCGCCUCGCCAGUCUCCCAGCGCCUUGGGCACCGCCGUCCACCCCCUCGCGGCCGUGGCCGCACAGCCCUCCGCCGCGAGUGCCGAGAAGGAGCUCUGGCUGCCCACCCCCCACUACUGUGAGAGCAUCUACCAGACUCGCCGUCGCCCGACCCGGACCAUCUACGUGGGCAAGGUCCCCGUGGGCAGCGAGCACCCCUUGGCGCGUCAGACCAUGACCACCACCGACACCAGGGACGUGGAGGCCACUGUUGAGCAGGUGAAGAAGUGCGCCGAUGCGGGCGCGGACAUCGUGCGGAUCACCGUGCAAGGAAAGCGCGAGGCCACCGCCUGCCUGAAGAUCCGCGACCGGCUCUUCCAGGACAGGUACGACACCCCAUUGGUGGCCGACAUCCACUUCCAGCCCACCGUGGCGAUGAUGGUGGCCGACGCCUUUGAGAAGAUCCGCAUCAACCCUGGCAACUUUGCCGACGGGCGCAAAUCCUUCGAGGAGAUCAACUACGACGACCCCGCCCAGUUUGCGCGUGAGCGUGAGUCCUUCCGCGAGACCUUCAUGCCCCUGGUGGAGAAGUGCAAGGCCCUGGGGCGGGCCAUGCGCAUCGGCACCAACCACGGCUCCCUCUCCGCCCGCAUCCUGUCCUACUACGGCGACACCCCCCGUGGCAUGGUGGAGUCGGCCUUUGAGUUUGCCGACAUGUGCCGCGACGCCGACUACCACAACUUCCUCUUCUCCAUGAAGGCCAGCAACCCGCUGGUCAUGGUGCAGGCCUACCGCCUGCUGUCGGAGGAGAUGUAUGCCAAGGGCUGGGACUACCCCCUGCAUCUGGGGGUCACGGAAGCAGGCGAGGGUGAGGACGGCCGGAUGAAGAGCGCUAUCGGCAUCGGCGCCCUGCUCAUGGAUGGGCUGGGGGACACCAUCCGCGUCUCCCUGACCGAGGACCCCGAGUUCGAGAUCGUGCCCUGCGGCGCCUUGGCCGCCCUCGGCAGCCGCGCCCAAACGGAGCGGUGGGGUGUGGAGCCUUUUGAGGAGCACCGCGACACCCACCUCUUCAACCGCAGGCGAGCGCUCAUGGCUGGGGUUGGGGAGCUGCCGGGGCAGAAGGAGGGCGACGUACUGGACAUGCGCUCCAUCCUGCACAGGGACGGCUCCGUGAUUUCCUCCCUGUCCCUCGAAGACCUGCGCACGCCAGAGACGACAUACCGCAACCUGGGGUGCAAAAUGGCCGUGGGCAUGCCCUUCAAGGACAUUGCCACCUCCGACUCCAUCUUCCUGAGGGAGGUCCCCGCCGAGGAUGAUGCCCAGGCCAGGCGCGCCCUGCGCCGCUUGCAAGAGGUGAGGGGCGAAGGGUGGGAGUUCACGUGCUGGCGGAGGCCGUCGGCGCUGGCCGCCUCCCCCCUCCCUGACUCCGUGGCCGUGAUCUCGCUCGCGGCCGCCCUGGCCGCCCGUGCCGAAGGCCGCUCGCCGCUGCCGGCGGGGGCAGUGCGCCUGGCGCUGGCCGUGGAUGGCACCGAGCCCGACGCGGACGUCGAGGCCGCGGGCGGGCUGGACGCGACGCUGGUCCUGCUGCGCGUCGCGCCCGGCGUGUCGCGUGUGCACGCCUCGCGUCGGGUGUUUGAGGCGCUGACGCGCGCGCGCUGCCACCUCCCCGUCGUGCAUGCGCUGGAGUUUGCACCGGGCACGGGACGCGAGGAGCUGGUGCUCUCCGCCGGCGCGCUGGUGGGCGCGCUCAUGGUGGACGGGCGCGGCGACGGCGUCAUGCUGUCGGCGCCGGGCCAGGACCUGGCCUACCUCAGGACCACCUCCUUUGGCCUGCUCCAGGGGGUGAGGAUGCGCAACACCAAGACCGACUACGUGUCCUGCCCCUCCUGUGGUCGCACCCUGUUUGACCUGCAGGAGGUGACAGACCAGAUCCGGCAGAAGACGGGGCACCUGCCCGGCGUGGCCAUUGCCAUCAUGGGCUGCAUUGUGAACGGUCCUGGGGAGAUGGCAGACGCUGACUUUGGGUAUGUUGGCGGUGCCCCCGGGAAGAUCGACCUGUAUGUGGGCAAGGAGGUUGUCAGGAGAGCCAUCCCCAUGGAGUCCGCCUGUGACCAGCUCGUGGAGCUCAUCAAGGAGCAUGGGCGGUGGAAGGACCCGGAGCCAGAGGAGGAGGGCGAGGGCCAGGAGGAGAAGCAGGCCGUCAUGGCUUGA
This is a messenger RNA of Auxenochlorella protothecoides, 4755 nucleotides long. Its product is annotated as 26S proteasome non-ATPase regulatory subunit 1. Gene Ontology annotation, molecular function: 4-hydroxy-3-methylbut-2-en-1-yl diphosphate synthase activity (ferredoxin). Gene Ontology annotation, cellular component: proteasome regulatory particle, base subcomplex; nucleus; proteasome storage granule. The transcript has 29 exons. Gene Ontology annotation, biological process: terpenoid biosynthetic process; proteasome-mediated ubiquitin-dependent protein catabolic process. The coding region runs from base 1 to 4755 and encodes 1584 amino acids. The record is from RefSeq and is a predicted model, not a curated record. Lineage: Eukaryota; Viridiplantae; Chlorophyta; Trebouxiophyceae; Chlorellales; Chlorellaceae.